UGAAUCUGAACUCUCAAGCCACACUUGAGAUAGAUUCACUCUGAUCUCAUCAAAAUCCAUUUUUUCCUCCCAUAUUCUUACAAAGAUAAGAUAAUGGGUAGCCUUAGAAUUUUCCCACUUCUUCUGGCUUCCUUCUUUCUGCUUCUCUUUUCCUCUCAUGGAUUUGGAGGGGAGGUGAUGGGAAGUAUGGAACAUGCAGACUCUAUAAAGGAAAGUGUAAGAAAAUCAAUGAUUAAAGGUGAUCCAAGACCUAAUUGCCCUACAAUGUUUCACCCUACAAAGAUUUCGGAUGCUAGUCCUCCUCCAAGGAAGAUGAUUGAAGUUGAGGACUAUCAUGAUCCAAGACCUAAUCGCCCAACAAUGUUUCACCCUACAAAGAUUUCGGAUGCUAGUCCUCCUUCUCCAAGGAAGACGAUUGAAGUUGAGGACUAUCAUGAUCCAAGACCUAAUCGUCCUACCAUAUUUCACCCUACAAAGAUUUCGGAUGCUAGUCCUCAUUCUCCAAGGAAGACGAUUGAAGUUGAGGACUAUCAUGAUCCAAGACCUAAUCGCCCUACAAUGCUUCACCCUACAAAAAUUCCGAACAUUGGCCCUCCUCCACAAGUUUAAUGCAUGCAUAUUAUCCUUUGUCUCUACCUCAAGCUAGCCAACACUCUAUCAAAAUUAUAUGCUUUAGAUAUACAAGACGCAAAUGAAACAACUUUAUAAGUGUGUAAUCUACAUGCAUGGAGUUUAACCCUCCCUCCUUAGUGUAUGAAUAAACCAUGCAUGGAGUGUUGAAAAUUUUCUCUCUUUUUCUCUCAAAGUGUAAUACAUGCAUAUAUGAAGUUGAAAUGUGUAACUCUCUCUAAGUUCUACUUA
Momordica charantia (bitter melon) is the source of this 861-nucleotide messenger RNA. The record is from RefSeq and is a predicted model, not a curated record. NCBI's taxonomy places the organism in Eukaryota, Viridiplantae, Streptophyta, Magnoliopsida, Cucurbitales, Cucurbitaceae.